Coniophora puteana RWD-64-598 SS2 is the source of this 1767-nucleotide messenger RNA. RefSeq lists its product as uncharacterized. Gene Ontology annotation, biological process: telomere maintenance; DNA repair. The transcript has a single exon. Lineage: Eukaryota; Fungi; Basidiomycota; Agaricomycetes; Boletales; Coniophoraceae. The coding region runs from base 1 to 1767 and encodes 588 amino acids. Gene Ontology annotation, molecular function: DNA helicase activity. The record is from RefSeq and is a predicted model, not a curated record.
AUGCGUGCUCAACGAAAACGGAGGCGGCCCGAGCAUGAACCCUCCAACAUUGAUGAUCGUAAUGUUCGACAGCGUGUAGAUGAGAUACUACCACAGAUAUCAGCAAACCGGAUGGCUGAUGGCUGUGACUCUACGAACAUUCCUUUCGACCCCGUUAUGUUGGAUGAGUCCACGAAGGCACAGAUUAUGGACAACAUCAUUGAUGCAUUUCAACUUCGAAGUAACAAGGAGCAAAUGCAGGCAUUUCUGAUGAUUGCGGAGCAUUUCUUGUUGGGUAAGACAGAACAAUUGCUGAUGUUCCUGAGUGGUAUAGGUGGUUCCGGAAAAUCGCAUGUCAUUCGUGCUGUUGUCGAGCUUUUUAGACGAUGUGGAUGUUCUGAACGCUUGAUGCUUGCUGCACCAACAGGUGCAGCUGCUGUUCUGAUCAAUGGGUACACUAUCCAUUCAUUGACAUUUCUACCUUCUGGUAAAUUCAGAGUGAAUCACACCGAGUUAGAAGGUACAUGGAAAUUGACUCUAUACCUUAUUCUCGAUGAGGUGUCUAUGAUAGGUGCCCAAUUUCUGGCCGAAAUCUCCCAGCGUAUGUCUGCUGCGAAAUCAUGGCAAGAGGGAGCAAACUCGUUACCAUUUGGAGGUAUGAACGUCAUAUUUUCUGGUGAUAUGGGUCAACUACCGCAGCCUAGAGCACUCUCUCUGUAUAGUCAUAAACUCGUCAGUAAACUCCGGCCAAACCUAACGCAUGCAAACGUAGGUCAGCUUGCAAUGCAGGGCAUAUGCCUUUGGCGACAGGUACACACUGUUGUCGAGCUCAAGCAAAACAUUCGUGCAAAGAAGGAUCCCGACUUCAUUGCUCUGCUAAAUCGAAUCCGUGUUGGCUCACCUCGCAAAUUUGCCAAUCAAGAGGGCUUACCUCCCGAUCACGUUGUUCUUUGUUCUCGGAUCUUGUCGACACUGAAAGCCACAGAUCUGCUUUCUGCUCAUCGAUUCCGUGAUGUCCCAAUCAUCGUCGGUCGUAAAACGUUGCGUGAUGCUAUUAAUAUGCAGAAGUGUCGCGCACUCGCUGAUUCGCUCGGCGUUCCAUUCAACUGGUAUUACAGCAAAGACAGGCGAGGCAGGAAACCUUUAAGUUCAGACAUCCAGAAAAUGGUAUGGCAAUUGGAUUCUUCGUCCACUGACGACGCACUGUCUAAGCUGCCACUUGUACCCAAUAUGCCUGUCAUGAUCACGGAAAACAUCUCAAUAGGCGAUGGUAUAGUGAAUGGGACCGAAGGUACACUUGUGUCUGUAAAGUUCUCAACGGAUGCACGAGGGAGACGAUUUGCUGAAUGUGUGUACGUCAAAAUCAUAGGUACUGACAUACGCUUUCAUGACCUUGACGCCGGAAUUGUUCCUGUGUUUGCAACCUCUUCUUCAUUCACUUAUCAGCCCCCCCAUGGAGAAAAAUACUCUGUGUCUAGAACGCAACUUCCCAUACUACCUGCAUGGUGCAUGAUAGAUUAUAAAGCUCAAGGGCGUACUAUGUCGUGUGUGGUAGUCGACCUUACUACAGCAACAUCAUUGCAAAAUGUGUAUGUCAUGCUUUCAAGGGCUACAUCAUUAGAUAAUUUAGCAAUCUUACGCACAUUUUCCGCAAGCAAGAUUCAACAACAUGCAGCGCAUGAUUUAAGAAACGAGUUACAUCGAAUUGACAUAGCAGCAGACAAAUCGUCAACAGACUUCGCACGCACACACAUGACAGAAUCCGGCCUAGAGAAUGUGUGCGCGUAG